CCAUGGAUGUUAUCCAGAUUUGACGGUUGACAAUAUGUGCAGGUCUUUAAACACCUUGCUUCUCCAGUGAAGCUGCACCUCUCUAUCUCCUCCAUUGAAGCGGCUUCCAAGCUUUCUUCCCCUCACUUUGGAGCUUUUCACUUUUACGCUGCACCUCUCUCUCUCUCUCCUCCAUUGUAGCUACUCUGAGUUCUCCAUUGAAGCGACUCUUGCGCUUUUUCUCUCUCAUUGAAGCUUCUUCUGAGACUCAAAUUUUGUUCGAUUGAUGUUGAAGUUGAUGUAAUUGAUCAGUAAGAUGGCAUCCGUAUUGUUUAGAGGGUUGCAAAUUCGUCCUCUUUGCAUUUAUCCAUUUUCUCUGUUGACCAAAAAACCGGGUGUUUUUUAUUGCACAUCUAAUAGCUUACAUACCCAAAGUGUAACAACACAAGAUAAACCUAAGUCAUCGUCAAAAGUUGUAGCUCGAAACCACGACAAAACACUUGACAAAUUUUUGAAAGACUAUGAAGCAAUCAUUGGUAUAGAAACCCAUGUGCAGCUCUCCACUGUUACCAAGGCCUUUUGCGGAUGUGAUUACAAUUAUGGUUCAGAACCAAACACCAAUAUUUGCCCUGUUUGCAUGGGCUUGCCUGGUGCCUUACCGGUUUUGAACUCCAAAGUGAUUGAGUGUGCAGUGAAACUUGGCCUUGCACUCAAUUGUCAGCUGUCCUUAAAUUCAAAGUUCGACAGGAAGCAAUAUUUUUAUCCUGAUUUGCCAAAGGGGUACCAGAUCUCUCAGUUCGAUAUUCCCAUAGCGACUAGUGGGUAUAUUGACUUGGAUCUCCCACUUGAGUAUGGUGGUGGACAUAGGAAAUUUGGAAUAACUCGAGUCCAUAUGGAAGAGGAUGCGGGGAAACUACUCCAUACAGAUGGUGGAAGUCAUUCUCAGGUUGAUUUAAAUAGGGCUGGAGUACCUUUACUCGAGAUUGUCUCUGAACCUGAUAUGAGAAGUGGUAUAGAAGCUGCAGAAUAUGGUGCAGAAUUGCAGAGAUUAGUUAGGUACUUGGGUGUGAGCAAUGGUAACAUGCAAGAAGGUUCACUGCGCUGUGAUGUUAAUAUAUCAGUCCGUCCAAGAGGGCAAGUUGAGUUUGGUACAAAGGUUGAAAUAAAAAAUUUGAACUCAUUUUCAGCUAUAAGUAGGGCAAUUGAUUAUGAGAUCACAAGACAAGUGCAACUUCAUAACCAAGGACUAGGUGACCAAAUUGUACAAGAGACUCGUCUUUGGGAGGAUGGUGCUCAGAAAACAGUAACUAUGAGAAAGAAGGAAGGGCUUGCUGAUUAUCGGUAUUUCCCAGAGCCAGACCUUCCAGAAGUAACUUUGACAAAGGAAUAUAUCGAGAAUAUUCGUGGUUCUUUGCCAGAAAUUCCAGAGUUGAAGAGACGGCGGUAUGAACAAAUGGGAUUAAGCAUGCAGGAUGUGCUUUUUCUCGCCAAUGAUGUAAAUAUUGCAGAAUUUUUUGAUGCAACCCUAUCUAAAGGCGCCGACAUGAAGCUAGCUGCUAAUUGGAUUAUGGGUGAUGUUGCAGCAUACAUGAAGAAUGAAAAGCUGUCCAUAAAUGAGAUUAAGCUUACUCCUGAUGAGUUGGCUGAAUUGAUUGAUUCUAUCAAAACUGGGACCAUCAGUGGCAAAAUUGGCAAAGAGAUAUUAUUUGAGCUUAUAGCCAAGGGAGGAACUGUCAAGGGUCUCAUCAAGGAAAAGAAUUUGGUCCAGAUUACAAAUCCAGCUGAGAUAGAGCAAAUGAUUGAUAAAGUGCUUGCAGAAAAUCCAAAGCAAGUUGAACAAUAUCGCGGGGGCAAAACAAAGCUGCAAGGUUUCUUUGCUGGCCAGGUGAUGAAAGAAUCGAAAGGCAAGGCAAACCCAGGUGUUUUGAACAAGAUACUCCUGGAGAAACUUAAUGCCAAGAGCUGAUGUUUGUAUACACAGUGCUAGGAGUAUUCUCUUGCUAAAACCAAUUUUGAAGAUGAAUACACACAGUCAUCACAAUCAAUGGGUGACAGACUUGGUUAAUUAUGGCUCAGCAAAGAACUAUCGUGGGUUCAAGGCACUACCGCAGUCCUUCUAGUGCGAAACUCUCAAAGUAUCUCUAACCUUGAAAGUUUAUUGUUACCUUUUUAGAUUUUGGUUCUUGUAAAAUUGAGCAAUAAGUCAUUCAAUAGUGUUAUAUUAGAACAAUAAAUAUUGAAGAAAUUUCACUUUAGCUCCGGCGAACUUGAGGUAUCGUAGUUUCUAACUACACUAGAUUCAGUUGAUGACACGCUUGCUCUUCA
This is a messenger RNA of Chenopodium quinoa (quinoa), 2304 nucleotides long. Its product is annotated as glutamyl-tRNA(Gln) amidotransferase subunit B, chloroplastic/mitochondrial-like. Bases 296 to 1945 code for a protein of 549 amino acids. Gene Ontology annotation, molecular function: glutaminyl-tRNA synthase (glutamine-hydrolyzing) activity. Gene Ontology annotation, biological process: glutaminyl-tRNAGln biosynthesis via transamidation; mitochondrial translation. The transcript has 10 exons. Lineage: Eukaryota; Viridiplantae; Streptophyta; Magnoliopsida; Caryophyllales; Amaranthaceae. The record is from RefSeq and is a predicted model, not a curated record.